This is a messenger RNA of Phaeodactylum tricornutum CCAP 1055/1, 4597 nucleotides long. RefSeq lists its product with no specific name. Lineage: Eukaryota; Bacillariophyta; Bacillariophyceae; Surirellales; Neidiaceae. The transcript has 3 exons. The record is from RefSeq and is a predicted model, not a curated record. Gene Ontology annotation, molecular function: protein binding; mRNA binding. The coding region runs from base 183 to 2480 and encodes 765 amino acids. Gene Ontology annotation, biological process: mRNA processing.
GACGAUCCAGACGUCUCCUUUACAUAACAUUUUGAUCCGCGAUAAGAAAGCAUAUAUUCACAUUCCAUGCGUACUGAUGGAGGAGGCGUUGUCAGAAGACGCGAGCGGGCGGAAGCCAAGCCAUUGUUACUUCCCGUUAGAGAGUGCAUUUUACUCGUCGUCUUUUUGGCAAUCCAAGCAUCAUGUUUUAUGACACAAGCCCCAGCACGAAGGUUUAUCUACCGACCUUAUCUGCCUCUAUUGCAAAAUCAACAUCACCGGCUGAUCGCUCCCCAGACUAUGCCUCGAAUCGAUCAUUGUCAAAAAAACGAAAGCGAAACACGAAACGCUACGAAAUUCGUCAAUUGUUUCAAAAAGCCAAAGAUCUCGAACGCAAAGGCCACUGGCGCAAGGCAGCCGACGUACUCAAUGAAAUUUUAGUUUGGGAUCCAGCCGACGCUCACAGCCACCUUGCUCUAGCGCGACUGGAAGGCCGCCGCUUUCCAGAUACUAACAAAGCAUGCGAAGCCUUUGGCAAAGGAACUGAAGCUUGCCCGAAUUCGGUGCAUCUUUGGCAGGCUUGGGCAGUUCAUGAGGAUUCCAGUGGUCACGUUGAUCGUGCCAGAGAACUUUUUGAGAAGGCUCUGGCAAUAGAUCCGCACAACCCUUAUGUGUGCCAUGCGUUCGGACUGAUGGAGCGAAAGCUGGGCAAUGUGGAAUCAGCGAAGAAAUUAUGGGCUCUAGCGCUACAGAAAAAAAGUACCGCUGCUUUGGUUUGUCAAAUGGGAGAGCUGUUCAUUGCUGAGAAUCAGCUGGACCAAACAAGAGAAUUGUAUUCAAAGCAUCUGCUACGGCUCGAAACAGCCAAAGAUCGAACCGAAGUCUACUUGGCGGCAGCCUGGUUAGAAGAACGCUACUUCACUAACUAUAUCAAAGCGGAAGAACUCAUAAAGAGUGCUCUAGCGCUGAAUCCUAGUAGCAGCGUGGCCCACGUGGCAUUGGCUCGACUCGAAGGCAGGAAUCGGCAGCGCAUACGAGGAGAAGGGUACGAGAGUGCCACCGCUAGGCGAUUGGCUAGUGCCUGCAUAAGCCUUGAGACUGAAGGAAACACUGUGCAGCCAGACGAUGGUCGAGUCUUUAAUGCCUGGGCUCAUAUAGAAAUCAAAGGACGCCGAUUUUCAUCGGCGCGUAACAUCCUGCGUCGGGGCUUGAGCAGGUACCCGGAAGACUAUUCACUUUUGCAGGCGGCAGGAAUAUUAGAAGAACGCGUGGGUAACUAUACUGGAGCUCGGGCUAUAUAUGGCAAAAGCCUGCGGAUACAGCCUGCUGCUCCAACUUUAGUCGCCUACGCUCUUCUGGACUUGCGGCACCCUUCAUCCGGAGAGGCCAACUUUACCAGAGUUAAAGCGCUCUUCGAAGAAGCCAUACUGUUGGAUCCUCGCCAUGGCCCAGCCUACAAUUCUUACGGAAAUCUUGAACUUCGACAAGGAAACAUCCGAACAGCACGUAACAUAUUCGAACGUGGUAUCUUAGCCCACUGUUCGGAUGUGGCUUCUGUCUAUCACGGCUACGCCCGUCUGGAAUUGUCCAUUGGAAAUGUGAAGAAAGCUCGAGAAAUUUUAGUAGAUGGCAUUCGUGAGGCAUGCCAGCAAGACGCUGGCAUGGAUUCGCCACAUCGUGAGCGAGCACUGUUCCUUUCACACACGUUAGGAAUGCUUGAGUUAAACAGCAAUCGUCCUAUAGACGCUCUGAGUAUUUUCAUCGACGGCGUCAAUCGGUACGGUAAUUCUUCACAGCUUCUUUUGGGCGCUGCCCUUUGUGAAGUAAAGCUCGGGAAUGAAGUCAAUGCCCGUAUGUUGUUUGAGCGAUCACUACUGGUCGACGAGAAGCACCCUCAGGCGUGGCAGGCUUGGGGCGUCAUGGAGCUUCGGGCGGGAAACACGCUUACAGCUCAAACUCUCUUUGAAUGUGGCAUCAAAGCGGCACCGAAGCAUGGUGCUUUGUGGCUCGCUUAUGCAAUUUCUGAAGGAAGACUUGGAAAUCCAGAAACGGCCCGGUCUCUCUUCGCUAACGGUAUAAAGCAUUCGCCUAGACACAUACCGCUAUAUCAAGCUUGGGCAUCCUUGGAACUUCGGGAAGCUAACUACAAUGCUGCGAAAGCCUUGAUUAGCGAGGCCCUAACCCGAGACAAGCGAAACGGCUCAGGAUGGCUGGUUGCUGCCGAGAUAGAAAAGAGUCUUGGUAACGCAGGACUUGUCAAUCUUAUACUAAGAAGAGGAAUUGAGUGCGCACCGACAAAUGCUGAGCUUUAUAGAGCCCUUGGAGACUCAUUGCUUCAGCGUGGAAAUGUUCUGGAAGCUCGUGAGAUUUUUGAGAAAGGAAUUGAUGUCGAUCCUCUCCAUGCCCCGCUAUAUCACUCGUUGGCAGAGCUCGAAGCCAGAAUAUUCAACGUCGAAGGCCUAUCAAAAUUAAACGCAAGGGCCACUAAACACUGCGGGUGAGGAAGCAUGGGGUACAAAAAUCCGAGCCGGUCGUCUAAGUAGUACGCCCACAGGGGUGAAGGCUUUAGCAGAGCGAAUUGUCGAGGAUGACAUCUCGGACCUUUUUUUGAAUAACACCAAUCUGGACCUAUUCAUUGAGAGCAUCAGUGAAAGCCUCAUGGAGGAUGGUCUGGUGGGUCAACUUUUCAAUAUGGAAAUGGACAGAAUAGAAAUUGACUCAGAUGUUGCUAAAACCUAAAUACCAUGCUACGCUAACGAAAGUAAAAGGGAAUUAACAGAAAAUGAAAACGAAGUUUCAGUCAACUAAAAGGAGGGUCGCGCUCUUUGCGUCCAAGUCUGGCUCGUUUCCUUGCUAACGUCCGUGUCAUUUACUCGAUGCAAAGUUUCUUCGCCUCGCCGCCCAUAACCAUUCUGACUUUUCGUCUGUGCAGAUGAAGCGAUGGCCUCAGCGUUUCUGAGCUCUGCUUCAGACAACUUUAGGUUCUCAGUGAGUACAUCAAUUUUAUCAAUCAUAUAUCGCUCUUCUUCGUCUCUCUUUUGCAAAGCCUCAACAAGCGAGUGAUUCUCAACAAAGGCGUUUUGCAGUCUGGUUUGCGUCACCUCGUAUCUACUCUUCAACUCCACGAUUUCUUCGCGCAAACGCGAUUCGUUCUUUUGUGAGAAUCCCGUGUUUCCACUCAAGUGAGACACAUUCAAGCUUUGAGUUUCUUCGUCGCGCCUCCCGUAGCCAUUCUGAUUUUUCGUCUGUGCAGAUGAUGUGAUGGCCUUGGAGUUCCUGAGCUCUGCUUCAGAUAAUUUUAGUUUCUCAGUGAGUACAUCAAUUUCGUCAAUCAUACAUCGCUCUUCUUCAUCUCUCUUUUGCAAAGCCUCGACAAGCGAGUGAUUCUCAAUAAAGGCGUCUUGCAGUCUGGUUUGCGUCACCUCGUAUCUACUCUUCAACUCCACGAUUUCUUCGCGCAAACGCGAUUCGUUCUUUUGUGAGAAUCCCGUGUUUCCACUCAAAUGAGACACAUUCAAGCUUUGCGACAUAUCUUCCAGAGCAUCGUGCAGCUGCGAAUUUUCUUUUUCAAGCUGUUGUACUGCAGAUUGCAACUCAUGAAGCUUCUUAACAUUUACAUCGUUUGGCGUGGAUCGCGAUAGCGUGGACAUUUCUUCAUCCAUUUUUCUGCGGAGAUCAUCAAUUUCUUUCUCCAGUGCCCGCUUUUCGCUUUCGGCCUCUUCCAGAUGUAGCUGAAGAGGUCGAAGUAAAUUUAAAGCUUCAUUGAGACUUUUGUUUAGGGCUCGUUCCGCCUGUCGUUUCGAUUUGAGCUCCUCUUGCGACUCCCCGAGCUUGUCGUUCAGCUCGUCAACUCGUUUCUGAGCUUCAUCCAGCCGAUGCUUGUCUUCUGCACUCAACGCCUGAGUUUGCGCUUUGGCAAGUUCCAAAUCGCCUUGUAUACCUCGCAAUUCCACUUCCUUUUUUGCUAAUUCCCCUUUGAGUACUAUCAUUUCACUUUCCAGAGCCCUUUGUGCAUUCUUCACCCCUUCACCAACAUCCCUAGCCGUCGCGGAUGGACCAGGUGAUAGAUGAUUCUCUGCCGAGCGUAGCCGUCCCUGCAGUUCGGUAUUUGUAGUUUCAGUCUCGUUAUUUUGUUCGUGAAGAGCGCUGAAUUUCGUGCGAGCAUCGCGUAACAAAUUUUUUAGCUUUUCUUCAGAGGCUCGUUUGGCCUGGAGAUCCUGCCGGGCUUUGGAAAGCGAUUCACCACCAGCCGGAGUAGAGGGGGAUCGAUUUGCCGACACGAGAACCGUUGCGCCUGCAAGUUUCGACUUGGAAAGCUGAAUCUGCAGAGAUUGAAUUUCUUGCUUCAGGUCUUCAAUCUCGUCAUCCUUUUCGUCCAUUUGCCUGCGCAUUCUCUUCAUUUCGUCUUUGUCGAUGCCGUUUUUCUUGAGUUGAUCGAUUUGAAACAGUAAUUGCUGUUUUUCCCUGUCCGCUUUUGCAGCAGCAUCUUGCAAUGGCUUGAGCAAGCCUACAGCUUCUUUAAGACUGGUCCGCAGCUCUACGUUUCGUUCCUCCCGCGCUUGUAAAUCGCCUUUGUACACCGACACAUGCGAUUCAAGCUCCGACACUCGCUUACGCG